Achroia grisella is the source of this 689-nucleotide messenger RNA. RefSeq names its product leucine--tRNA ligase-like. Lineage: Eukaryota; Metazoa; Arthropoda; Insecta; Lepidoptera; Pyralidae. Gene Ontology annotation, molecular function: ATP binding; leucine-tRNA ligase activity. The transcript has 2 exons. The annotation marks the transcript as partial. The record is from RefSeq and is a predicted model, not a curated record. Gene Ontology annotation, cellular component: mitochondrion. Gene Ontology annotation, biological process: leucyl-tRNA aminoacylation; mitochondrial translation.
GGUUGGAAGCUAUAUAAGAACUCUUUACAUAAUAACUUGUAUAAAUAAUGUUUAAAUAUUUACAACUCUCCUCAAUGAAUAUAAAAAAAUACUGUACUAUCAUUUAUAUAUAGCUUUAGACCAGUAUUGAUAUUAAAAUGUCUUUAAUUAAAAGAGUAAGAGUUAUAAAUUCAAAAUGUUUUACAUUAAUACCAAUUACAAAGUCAUCAAUUAGAAAACGAAGCAGUUUAUGCCUAUGGCAACAGGAUAUAUCUACAGAAAUUAAACUAAAAAUUGAAAGACACUGGUCUAAGAUUGUAUUUAAUAAUAAUAAUAAUGAUGUACACAAUUGUUAUUACAUAUUACCAAUGUUCCCCUAUCCAUCUGGAAAUUUGCACAUGGGACAUGUAAGAGUUUAUUCAAUAUCAGAUACAAUUGCUAGAUUUUAUGCACUGAAUGGUAAAAAUGUUAUUCAUCCGAUUGGUUGGGAUGCUUUUGGUUUACCAGCUGAAAAUGCAGCCAUAGAACGUAAUAUUGCACCUCAUAAGUGGACAAAUGCAAAUAUCAAUUCAAUGAGGAAACAACUGCUGCAAUUAGGCUUAAAUUUUGAUUGGAGUCGAGAAAUAUCCACAUGUGAGCCUCAGUACUAUAAAUGGACACAAUACAUAUUUUUGAAAUUAUUUGAAAAGGGACUGGCAUACCAAAGUAAG